This is a messenger RNA of Prunus armeniaca (apricot), 4761 nucleotides long. Lineage: Eukaryota; Viridiplantae; Streptophyta; Magnoliopsida; Rosales; Rosaceae. The record is from the annotation of a GenBank genome assembly.
AUGGAAAGGGAUCGAGUUGCUGGAUCUUGCAACUCCCCUCCCUAUUUUGACGGCAAUAACUAUGCUGCAUGGAGAGAAAAAUUUGAGAUAUUCCUUGAUGCUCUUGAUGAGUAUGCAAGUGGGUAUCUCACAAAAGAGUGGGUUGCUCCGGUCAAGACUGUUGAGGGUGAACUUGUGUCCAAGCCUAGGUCAGAAUGGACUGAAGCUGAGGUGUUUGCUGCAUAUUCGAACAAGAAGGCCAGAAAUGCCUUAGUUACAGCUUUGUCUAGCACACAAUUUGCACAUAUACAGCACAUCCCUAAUGCUAAACAAGCUUGGGAUAAACUAAGGGUAGUUCAUGAAGGGGAUGACCAAGUUAGAACCCUAAAACUUCAGAUGGUGCUUGCACAAUUUGAAGAACUUAGAAUGUCUGAAUCUGAGUCCAUUUCUGAGUUCUAUGGAAGAGUUGAGAUGAUCACAAAUGAAGCCAUGAGUCUAGGUCAACCCAUUGAAGAGCUUCUUGUUGUUCAGAAAAUUCUUCGUGUUCUACCAUCUAGGUUUAGAGCAAAGAAAACCGCAAUCAUGGAGGUCCAAAAUUUAAAUGAAAUUAAGCUUGGCAAGCUUGUAGGAAAAUUGAAAACCUAUGAGAUGGAAUUGAAUAUGGAAGAGAAUGACUCCAAAAAAUCAAAAAAUGUUGCACUUCAAGGAGUGCAUGUUUCGUCUCCGAAAGGUGGUGAUAAAUCCUCAGGUUUUGAGGAUGAGAUGGCUUUGUUUGUCAAAAAAUUUAGGAGAAUUCUUAAGGAUAAGGGAAAGUUUGCUAGAGACGGCAGCUCUGGUAGUGAGAAAAAUUUUAGACCAUCAACUGAUCGGUUUAAUGAGAGGAAUAAGGAUGUCAAACCUUUCACGAAAGAUUUUAAAAAAUCUGUCAAGUGCUUCACAUGUGGAGGCAUUGGGCACUAUGCUGCUGACUGUGCAAACAAUCAGAAAAAAUACUCCAAAGGAAAGGACAAGGCCAUGAAAGUGAGCUGGAGUGAGAGUAAAAGUGAAGGCUCUCAAGAUGAUUCAUCCUCCUCUGAUGAUGAUGACCAACAUGUUGCCUUUGUUGCCUCUGUACAGCCCAUGUCUGAUGAAUCUGAUUCUGAGUCAGAUGACCUGUCAUACGAGUCAUUAGGAAGAAAAUAUGAUUGUUUGUUUAAAGAGACCUUGUCCUUGAAAGAAGAGAGCCUCAAACUUGAGGCAAAUAAACAAGAUCUUCAAAAUGAAAUUCUCAUCUUAAAAGAAACCAAAAAGGAGUUGAGUGACAAAUUUGAGUCUCUAGAAAAAGAAAUUGAUGCUCUUGUGUCAAUUAAGAGUAACCUCGAAAACCAAGUUAAUGUGCUCAAGGAAAGUAACAUUGGUUUCCAGAACUCAAACAAACAGCUCCUAGGUGAAUUGAAUGAAGCAAAUAGGAAGAUUAUAUCUAUGACCAUUGGUGCUUCAAAAAUUGACAAAAUGUUGAAUAUGGGAAAACUUCAUGGGGACAAAGGUGGUCUUGGAUUUAAUCACUUUGGUUCUAGUUUGUCUAGUUCUACCACUAAGUUUGUCAAAUCAGAAAAUCCAGUCACGAUUCCUCUUGAUGUUCAGCAGGUUGUCAAGAAACCUAAGUUUGUUCCAACUUGUCACAGGUGUGGGUUGACUGGUCAUAUUCGACCAGUCUGUCAUAUGUAUAGCAAAGAUAAGACCAGAAAAUUGUCUCCAAAAUCUAAAAGGAAUCCCAGAUCUUUGCAAGAUCAAGUUGAUCAUUUGCUGAAUGAGGUCACUAAGAUAGCCAAACUUGUCUCCCUCAAAAUGAGUUCCCCUAUUGUGCCUAAGUCUACUUGGAUUGCAAGAGGUCAUACCAAAUCUCUUGUUGUGCUAAAUGCUUUUGCUGCUUCAAAUAUCAACUCUUGGUAUUUUGAUAGUGGUUGUUCCAAACAUAUGUCUGGAGAUAAAAAUGUUUUCUCAUCUCUCAGCCCCUUUGAUGGAGGCACUGUGACUUUUGGUGGAGGUCAUAGAUCUCAAGUUGUUGGAAAAGGUACUGUUUGUAUCCCUGGUCUGCCCGAGCUUAAGAAUGUUAGAUUUGUUGAGGGUCUCACAUCCAAUCUCAUUAGUGUGAGUCAGCUGUGUGAUGAUGGAAUAGUAGAAGUCAGAUUCUCCAAGCAUGGCUGCAAAAUCAUUGGAAAAGGUGGAAAUGAGAUUGUGAGCGUGGCAAGGUCUAGGGACAAUUGCUUCUGCAUUGAUGGUGUCAACGAUGCAAAAGAAAUAGUUUGCAACAAGGUUGUAAAUGAAACAAGUAUUUUGUGGCAUCAAAGGCUUGGACAUGUUAAUUUUAGAGACUUGCAUAAGUUGUCCAAGAGAGAGCUAGUAAGUGGCUUACCAAAGCUGGAAAAAUCUGAUGAGCAUGUUUGUGAAGGAUGUCAAUUAGGCAAACAGGUUAGAGUGUCACACAAAAAGGUCAAACACAUUCAAACAAAUGUAAUUCUAGAACUUGUUCACAUGGACCUUGUUGGUCCUAUUCAAACCGUGUCCCUUGGUGGAAAGAAAUAUAUUCUUGUCAUGGUUGAUGAUUUCUCUAGGUUUACUUGGGUCUCAUUUCUACGUGAAAAAUCUGAAACUUUUCAAAGGUUUAAGUCUGUUUGUCAUCUUUUGCAAAAAGAGAAGAUGACUAGUCAUCUGCCUCUUGUUAGAAUUAGAACAGACCAUGGCUCUGAAUUUGAGAAUUCUCAGUUUCUGAAAUUUUGCGAAGAGAUGGGAAUUAAACAUGAGUUCUCUGCACCUAUUACACCUCAGCAAAAUGGUGUUGUGGAGAGAAAGAAUAGAGUGCUUGUAGAGAUGGCAAGGGUGAUGCUAAAUAGCAAAAUCUUGCUAAACACUUUUGGGCUGAAGCUGUCAAUACAGCUUGUUACAUCUCAAACAGGGGAGCAUCUUGCUAAGUUUGAUUCUAAGUGUGAUAAGGGAAUCUUUCUAGGAUAUUCCACUUCUAGCCGAGCCUAUAGAGUGUACAAUUGUAGGUCCAGAACCAUCAUUGAAUCCAUAAAUGUCACUAUUGAUGAUUUUGCUGCCUCUAUAGAGAUGGCAUUAGAUGAGGAUGGUCUUUUUCCUCCUCCUUCACUUGUGCAAGAAUCUCCAGGUCUGGAUCUUGUGGUUGACCUGUCAACUUUUGAAAAUUCUGUUCCGGUUGACCUGUCAACCCCUUCAACUUCUAGUUCCAUCUCCUCUGUCCAGGCUGACAGCUCUCAUACUGAUCAUAGUUCUCUCACUCCAUCUGCGAGUGUCAUUAUUGGCCCUCUUAAUCAAGGAGUGAGAACUAGGAAACAACUUGCUCAAGAAAUUAGCCAUGUGUGUUAUGUUUCCAAGGAAGAGCCUAGAAAUGUGAAAGAAGCCUUGCACCAUGGUGAAUGGUUUCUUGCAAUGCAGGAAGAAUUAAAUCAAUUUGUGAGAAAUGAUGUUUGGUACCUUGUUCCAAGACCAGUCCACACUAAUGUCAUAGGCACUAAGUGGAUUUUCAAGAAUAAAACCGAUGAACAAGGUAAUGUGGUGAGAAAUAAGGCUAGAUUGGUUGCUCAAGGAUACACUCAAAUGGAAGGCAUUGACUUUGAUGAAACUUUUGCCCCUGUUGCACGAUUAGAAUCAGUUAGAUUGCUUCUUGCCAUUGCUUGUCAUUUGAAAUUUAAACUUUAUCAAAUGGAUGUCAAAACUGCUUUUUUAAAUGGUGUCCUAAAUGAAGAGGUCUAUGUUGAGCAGCCAAAGGGUUUUGAAGAUCCACAUCAUCCAAAUGAUGUGUUUCGAAAUGGGUAUGUUCGAGGGUCCGUUGAUAAAACAUUGUUUGUGAAAAGGUUUAAAAAGGAUGUCUUGAUUGCUCAAGUGUAUGUUGAUGAUAUUGUGGUUGGUUCUACAUCUGAUUUGCAUGUUCAAGAUUUUAUUCAUGUCAUGACUAGUGAAUUUGAAAUGAGUCUUGUCGGUGAGCUUAAUUAUUUCUUAGGUCUCCAAAUUAAACAGAGCCAUGAUGGGAUCUUUGUAUCCCAAUCUAAAUAUGCAAAAAAUCUUGUGACAAAAUUUGGUUUGGAAGGAGCCAAAUCUGCAAGAACCCCAAUGAGCACUAGUGCUAAGAUUCAUAAAGACUUGCAUGGCAAAAGUGUGGAUCAAACUCUCUAUAGAAGCAUGAUAGGAAGUCUUCUCUACUUGACUGCUAGUAGACCUGACAUUUCUUUUAGUGUUGGUGUAUGUGCUCGGUUUCAAAGUGACCCAAAAGAGUCUCACUUGUUUGCUGUUAAGAGAAUUAUAAAAUAUGUGAGUGGGACUAGUGAAUUUGGGUUGUGGUAUACCUAUGACACUUGUGUCAAUCUUGUUGGGUAUAGUGAUGCCGAUUGGGCAGGUUGUAGUGAUGAUAGGAAAAGCACUUCCGGGGGGGUUUUCUAUGUAGGCAACAAUCUUGUUGCUUGGCAUAGCAAAAAACAGAAUUCUGUCUCCUUAUCCACUGCUGAAGCAGAGUAUGUUGCCGCUGGGAGUUGUUGUACUCAACUCCUUUGGAUGCGACAAAUGUUGGAAGACUAUGGUCUUGCUCAAUCAUGUUUUCUAAUCUAUUGUGACAACAUGAGUGCCAUAGAUAUUUCAAAAAAUCCUGUUCAACACUCUAGGACUAAGCAUAUCGACAUUCGGCACCAUUUUAUUAGAGACCUUGUGGAAGACAAAAUUUUAACUUUGGAAUUUGUUCCCUCUGAAAAACAGCUAGCAGAUAUACUCACCAAGGCCUUGGACUUUUAG